AAGGAAACAGUGCCAAGUGCAUGAUAUUGCGUUUGUUGCAGGAGAGAGGCACAUCUUAAUUUUGCACAAGAGGUGAAAACCAUGCCAGGAAUCCCCUCGAAACGACCAAAGUACUACACACCAAACGAAGUCAGUAUCCAUAAUACGUUAAAAGAUCUAUGGGUAUCAUUUUUGGGCAAAGUUUACGACCUUACUCCGAUGUGUGAAAAACAUACAGGUGAUGUUCUUCUGAAGCCCAUCAUCGAAGCUGCAGGAAAGGAUAUUACACACUGGUUUGAUAAGAAAACAAAAGAUAUCCGAACUCACAUUGAUCCUGUAACCAAGUGUAAAUUUUAUUACACACCAAGAGGAAGGUUCAUUCACACUCCUCCACAGUGUCCACGCACAGACUGGGCAAAUGACUUUGGACGACCAUGGUGGAAAGAUGACUCCUACUGCAUUGGUGUCCUUUCAGCACAAACCAGGAAAAUCAGAAUUAUCAAUACACUUACUUCCCAAGAACAAACCAUUGAAGUUUGUUCAGAGGAGAUACUUACUGAAAUCCAAGACCGCUACUUGAAAUACAAUGCUCAUGCUGCCAGCUACACAUGGAAGUACAAUGGAAGGAACUUGGAUAUGAACAAGACACUGGAAGAGAAUGGUGUUGCUGAUGAAAGUGAAGAAUUCUACAAACUGAGCAUGAAUGAGGAAUUAUUUCUGCCAGCAUUGCAUCUGUAUUUAAAUGACGAUUUGACAGAAGCUUAGGGUAAACUAAUUUAAGGGUGACCUCUUUUAUUAACUGGUGUAAAACACACAUUCAUGCAUGCAAGGCUCAAUAGAGAGUCUUCAACCAAGUUUUUGGAUUCAGGGAGAUGAUUUGUAUUGCUGAUGAAGCUAACAAAGUUCAUUACCUCUUCAAAGUUUUUUUUUUUGUAGUACUUGUAAAUAAUUUAUUAGUGAGACUGUACAUCUGUUGAAUAAAGUGUAAAUAGCUGAAUAUGCAGCCCUA
This is a messenger RNA of Stylophora pistillata, 988 nucleotides long. Its product is annotated as cytochrome b5 domain-containing protein 1. The record is from RefSeq and is a predicted model, not a curated record. NCBI's taxonomy places the organism in Eukaryota, Metazoa, Cnidaria, Anthozoa, Scleractinia, Pocilloporidae.